This is a messenger RNA of Poecilia reticulata (guppy), 6281 nucleotides long. Its product is annotated as insulin receptor substrate 1-B. Gene Ontology annotation, cellular component: plasma membrane; cytosol. Lineage: Eukaryota; Metazoa; Chordata; Actinopteri; Cyprinodontiformes; Poeciliidae. Gene Ontology annotation, biological process: insulin receptor signaling pathway. The record is from RefSeq and is a predicted model, not a curated record. Gene Ontology annotation, molecular function: phosphatidylinositol 3-kinase binding; insulin receptor binding.
UCCACAGGCUCUGGGCAUCCUCAGACAGGUGGAGGAGACGUCCUCAAGCAGCUGAACUGCACCGGGCUCGGACUUGAGGACUGGGCUGGGCUGCAGGACGAGCGGCGGCGCUCGCUGUGCACGCUCGGUGCACGGAUCCUCCCCCCCCCACCCCUCUCCUCCCUCCUCAUCCCUCAUUUGCUCCCCUUGCAGCUGAUGCCAGAUACAAAAACAUGCUUCGGCUGAUUCCCCCCCCGUCCUGAUGAUCCCCCGCACACAUGCUUGAUAUUUUCAGCGUGCGCGCGGAGAAGAUGAGGGGGAUGUAGCCGCAGCAGGACAAAUGAGGAGAACACAUGGACUGCAGCUUUUUCCCUGAGAUUCUUACGGCGUAACCGGGCUUUCAUCGCGCUGCUCUGGUCAUGGAGAGCCAAGCGGUCGAGCCGCAGAACUAUGAAGAUGUGCAGAAAAGCGGCUACCUCCGCAAGCACAAAUCGAUGCACCGGCGGUUCUUCGUGCUGAGGGCGGCCUCGGAGCAUGGUCCCGCUCGUCUUGAGUACUAUGAGAACGAAAAGAAAUUCCGCAGUAAAUCACCUGUGCCCAAGAAGGUCCUGAACCUGGAGACCUGCUUCAACAUCAACAAGCGGGCGGAUUCCAAGAACAAGCACAUGAUCGUGCUCUACACCCGCAGCGAGAGCUUUGCCAUUGCUGCGGACAGCGAGGAGGUCCAGAAUGAGUGGUACCAAGCCAUGCUGGAUCUUCAGUGCAACUGUAAAACUCCAGAAGACUAUGGCAGCAGUGGAGAGUGUAGCUCUCCAUCUCCCAUCCCAACUUUUAAGGAGGUAUGGCAAGUCAAGGUUUGGCCUAAAGGUCUUGGACAUGCCAGGAACUUGGUGGGCAUCUAUCGGCUGUGCCUAACUGAUAAGACAGUCAACUUUGUCAAACUCAACUCGGAUGUGGCCGCUGUGGUGUUGCAGCUGAUGAAUGUCCGCAGGUGUGGCCAUUCAGAGAACUUCUUCUUCAUCGAGGUGGGACGCUCAGCCAUCACAGGCCCUGGAGAGUUCUGGAUGCAAGUGGACGACUCCGUUGUGGCUCAAAACAUGCACGAGACUCUGCUGGAGGCGAUGAAAGCCCUGAGUGAGGAGUUCCGUCAGCGCAGCAAGUCUCAGUCUGUGGGAACUUCCUGUGGUGGCGGCACUGCUUCAAACCCCAUUAGUGUCCCGAGUCGGCGUCAUCACCCAAACCUGCCACCAAGCCAGGUGGGCUUCUCCAGACGAGCACGCACUGAGACCCCAGGAACAGGUGGCAGCAGCACAAGCACAUCACCCACGUCACGUCAUGGUUUUCCAAGGGCACGAACAGCCAGCAUCGGAGCCAGGUCGGAGGAGGGAGGAGCGAGUGCCAGAGGGACGUGGGCCAGUUCCAGCCCGAGCCUGAAUGGAUCCUGCUCUACUACUCCAACGCUUAGGCCCAAACCCACAAGGGCUCCAACACCUGCUAAGAUUACCUUAAGCCUUGCACGUUACACACCUAACCCUGCUCCCUCUCCCGCACCAAGCCUAUCCUCCAGUUCAGGUCACGGGUCAGAGUGUGGCCUGGUUGGGUCCGUAGUGGGAGGCAUGUCGAUUUGCUCCUACGCUCGCGUUUCUCAAAGAGUUUCUGUUUCAGGUUCACCGAGUGACUACGGGUCCUCGGAUGAGUAUGGCUCCAGUCCUGGUGAACACUCUCUGCUCAUACCAAGUCUAUCAGGACAUCAUGCACAUGGAGAGGGCUCCUCCAGCUAUAUAGUAAUGGGACAACGAGAGGGUCUGCUUGGUUCCCAUCAUCAUCCAAAAGGUAGACGGAUUCUGCGACGCUCAUCAAGUCGAGAGUCUGAGGCCGAGCGAAGGCUGCUGAGCAAGAGGGCGUCCCUGCCUUUGGCAUCCCAUGAAAGACUAACCCCGCACAGAAAAGAUGAAGAUGAUGACGAUGAGGAAGAGUAUGCCAUCAUGUCACAGAGUGCUAAUAGAGAGAGGGCGGAUCUGCAUCAAGGCUCAGGGAAUCCAGCAGUACAGGGUGGGCAGCUUGACGCAGUAGGGAAGAACAGGAAGAAGGCUGACAAAAGCAGGGGACAUGGGGACAGAGGAGCAGCUGUAGACAGUGGCUACAUGUCAAUGUUACCUGGGGUGACAUCUCCACCUGUUUCACUAUCUCUUUCAAUGGGUAUGUACGACGCCAGUGCUAAACCUGGGGCAGAUGACGAGUACAUGGCCAUGACCCCCAACAACAGCGUGUCCCCUCCUCAGCACAUCCGCCAACCCACCUCAGAGGGCUACAUGGUCAUGUCUCCUAACAGCAGCAGCUCCACAGACCUGCACGGACUGGGCAUAUGGGAGAGCAGAGCCAGCAUGGAGAGCCGGGCAGCCAGUGACUACAUGAACAUUUCCCCUGUCAGCAGUCGCUCUGCCUGCAGCACACCGCCUUCACACCCUGAGCAGCACCAGCUGCAACCAAAAAUGUUCAAUUCAUACUUCUCCCUGCCACGAGCCUAUCAGCAUACCCUGUAUAGUCGCUUUGAGGAGGACUUGAACAAGGGGGAAGAAAAGAAAGACAGCAGUGGGCAUGAAAGUGCUGGUAGGGGAGGGAGAACAGGGUACAGCAAAAGAAACAAAAUUGCAGUGGGCUCUGCAGGAGGCUGCCAGCUCUCCAUGUCUUCCUCUUCUUUCUCCUCCAGCUCUGCUAGCAGUGAAAGCCUUGAAGAUAAGUCAACAUCUGGUGGGCGGGGGCUAAGUUUAUUAAGAACUGGGGCGGAAUACAAAAGUGCAGGAACAUCCACAAAGGAUGGACGUCACCACCAAAAGCGCGCAUCCAGUAGUAAAAGCCCAAAGCAACAGAGGAGGGGGCGUCCUUUGAGCGUAUCUUCAGACAUUGCUAAAGCGAACACCUUGCCAAGGGUUAAGGAGAAUCUACCACCAUUGGGAUCCCAGAAUGUUGGGGACUAUGUAAGUAUUGUCUUUAAGGAAGAUGGUGCAUCCGAUAAAGAACGAAGUGGAGGGUCUCGUCACAGACCGCCUAUAAUCCAUGGAACUCUUCGGCCCAUAAACCAGCCGCUCCUCUGUCAUGAUAACCCUGCUAACCUUCCCCGCAGCUUCUCGGCACCACUCUCCACCUGCGCUGAGUAUGUCAACAUGGAUUUAGGGAAAUCCUCCACACCCCUGACUCAUGUUAGGUCCACAUUCAGCACCCUGCAGGACCCACCGACAGCUUCCCCCAAGGCCCGGCAUGAACACAGCUCGCCCUCUCCACUGGUAGCAGAGUGCAGCGCAGGGUACAGAACAAAAAUAAAGAUGGCAACAGGGCCGACGGACGUUCCAUUCAUGGACAGCAAAAUUUCCAAUUCGAGCAACUUAGCAAGACCUGCCAUCCACUCUGGUCAAGCACUAUCUAGAGAGCAGGAGGCAAGUUUGGGUUCUUCCCCGGUCAAGUCCUUCCAGUCGCCUGAUAAGAGCGGCAGACUGGUCCGAGGUGAUCAACAGGGACACCUGAGCCACCGGUCAGAGACGUUUAGCUCACCGCCAUCUUUGCCACCAUACGCAUCUUCUUCUACCUCCCUCUUCCCCGAGGGCAGCCAGGCAGCGAGUCAUCGGCAGGGUUUGGACUGCUCACUGUGGGAGAAUGGCCAGACUGCUGGUUUGUCUGCCACGCCUCCACCCCAAGCCUCCACCACAUCCACUGAACAAGGCCUUAACUACAUAGACCUUGACUUAGCCAUGAAGGAGAGCCCUCAAGCUGGAGCAGAGCGCACCUCUCCUGUCUACAACGUCGGAGCGAGUACCAGUGCCGGCUCUUCCCUCAACACUUACGCCAGUAUUGAUUUCUACAAAUCGGAGGAACUACGAAUGAACCAGAGCAGUAGGAAGGAGGGGCAAGACUGUUGAUCUCCGUCGUUGUCUUUGAUGCGACGGCUCGCCGUGUGUUGCCACAACAGAACUGUACGCCGGAGUCGGAUCGCUGAAACUAUGGAAAUCUGAUCCCUUCCUGUUUGCUGUUUUCUGUCAACCAAAUGUGUGCCAAACACACACACACGCACGCACACGCAAACGCGCACUUACACACACACAGCCUUACAAACUCAACACACAAUCAAAGCGUAAGGAAAAGACGUUACGUUGCUUGAACUAAGGAGACACUUGAUCUUUUUCUUUAACUAGGUACAGAGAAGCUCACAGGUGACAGGCUACAAAAUAUGGUUGCCAUUUUUUUGUACUUUAUUCGAAAUCAUAAUUGUUCCAAAAUGCUUUAUUGUGUGUAGAUGUAAGUUUAAAUGAAUUUUAUAAUUGGCAAAAUCUCCAUCUGUCAUUUUUGAGCGAACCAGUUGGUUGAAGUUUUGUGCCACAAGACUGGAAAGUAAUUAUAUGCUAAUUAGUGAGAUUAUUUAAUUUCACUGCAGUGUUACAUCCUUCUUCUUCUUUGCACACCUAGUUUAAAUGAUCAACAAGUGUCCCUUAGGUUCAAGCAAAUAAGAAGAUAACUACUGGACACACGUUUCUUAAACAUUCACACCAUCUCACUGUAAACAGUUUUAAAUUAUUAUCUACUGUAAAGUUGCCCCCCCAAAAAAAGCUUUUAUACUUCUAGACUACUGCUCUUGUGUUACUGAGGUGCUUCAAAUACUGGUCAAAUGCUUUGAAAUGUAAAGACUCACUACAGAGCCCUUCACAUUUAUUUGCUCUCCUGGUGAGGAUGUGUAAAAAUCCUUCAAAUAAAUUAGUCUUUUAUUGCAGCAGCAACAUUUCACAUAAGAUGAUUCUAAGACUAAAAGGGACUUUUCAGUGCAAGCUGCCCAAAACAAUGUUGGCAUGUAUCUAGUUUCUAAUGGCUGUAAUACAAAUCUGACAAACUCUUUGUUGGAGUUUUUAAAUUAUAAGUUGCCUUGUUUGCCUCGACCAGCCUUGUUUGUUCCCUUUCUCUUAAAUUUUUGCAGUCAUUUCCUAACUUGUGGGGUUGAUGUUUUUUCUUGAGUGGCAUGUUCUCUUGUCUUUCCCACUUUGAAGAAAGGAAAAGAGCAAUGUGCCUCUGCGUCACAUAAAAGUUUUCCCAAGGAAGCCGCAAGUCACGCAUUACAAAUGAAAGGAUUCUCAAUACUCUAAUCACCUUGAAAAGAUAAAGAGAUUUAAAUUAGAUAAAAAAUAAAAUAGGACUUAACUUUAAGGCUUUUUGCAUGUCUUUACAGAGAUGCCAGUUAAAGUGAAGGACGCUUUUCCACCAUUUACCCAUCAACCCCCAUUGCUGUGAUGCGAAUCAAGUCCAGCCCCAUUCAAAUUGGAAAAAUUAUUUUGCUUGUAUUUGGAGAAAUGUCCCGGCUGAUGGGUGCUAAAGAGUCUUGAACAUAAAACUAGCAAGGCUCUUCGUGUCCCACUUUUAAGUGUUCAAAGAUUUGCCCGAUUGUUAGACGCAUAGAAGUUGAACAGACGCAGCCGGUCUGCGACGUCGACACGGACAGAGAGCUGCAAAUAUUCCCUCCUCGUCCGCCUUCGGAUUCCUCUUAAUAACAGUGUAUCAGACGAGGCUGACACAUGACUGUCAAAUCAAUUACAUGAUGUCUGAGUCACAUCGCCGAGCGCUUCAGCAGGAGAGAGACCACCAGAGGAAAAGAAACAGAGAUAUACGUUGUUUUUUUUAAGUUGACUUAAAAUCAUUUUGAACUUUUAAGUAACACAAACUUAGUAGAAAAAUUAUAAAUGCUUUUUUUUUGGCAUCUUAGCUUUUCUAUUACAACUAUAUAUUACACUAUGGUAUAUACUAUAGUAAUAAGAGUAGAGUGACAGAAGCUAUAGUACAUACUGUGGUUAUAGUUUUCCUCAUUUCCGAAACAGUUAACACAAUUUUAAUAUAAAGUGACACACUACAAUGGUAUAUAAAAUAUACAGUAUACAUAUAAUGAAUAAUACUAUAUAGCCUAGAUAUCUAUAUACUCUUUUAUAAAGUGCCUCAUUUUUGAUUGUAGCUGUUUUUACACAGGUGAUCUUAAAAUGGGUUGUGAAAAUGGGGGGUGGACAAAAAAACAAAAAACAAUAAAAUUUCUCUUCAAAACUUAAAUUUGUGGAAGGAGGACAGACCAGAAACUUAAAACUGCUGCCAUUCAACAGUGAUUAGAUUGCCUUAAAAUGUUUUAUGAGAGACAUGAAAAAAGAAGCAGUUUUGAUUUUGUUGCAGUGCCUAACACUGAAGCCACGAUGUAAGCACAUGCACCCCUCUCGCUAUUUUAUUUACAUUUUUUUUGGUUGGUUUUUGUCAAACUGUGGUUUUACUAAAAAAAAAAAAAA